CGGGCCUAUUGUUGAUGUUUACGUUCCUCUCGACUUCUACACUCGUCGUCCCAGAGGAUUUGCCUAUGUUCAAUAUCCUUUCUUCAGAUGGCUCAUUAGUGAGGGGUGUUGAAGUUUGAGAUUCAAGUUUGUGUAAGAGAAUGUAAAGCUGUACAGUAAUGGCGACCCCAAAGAGAAAGCAUGAAAGAACCUUUAGAGUAGAGUUCAACAAUUAAGGCAAGUAGACAAGCCAAAGACCUCUUAAGGAUCAGGCUUGAAGAGAAGGGAGAGUUUGGGAAAAGAAAAAAUAAAGAAAAGCUGGAAGAAGGACAAGCCAUAAUGGGAGACAAAGCUUCGCUUUAUCUGCAAAAGGGGGAAAAGGUUGUUUUUCAAAGUUAAAGAUAAAGCCAUCUGUCAUUUUUGGCCAAGCAUCUCAUGACAAGUCCUUCUGACAAGCACUUAAAGAGUUAAAGGUCAAGAUGAAGUUGAAUGGUGGCCAAGAUUAAAGGAGUCAUACCUGAUGUAUCCUACAGAAUAACAGUUUUUCUUCUGUCUGUCAUUACCUUAACACUGCCCACAUUUGAAGAUGUCCGUGAUGCAGAAGAUGCUCUCCAUAAUCUGGAUCGAAAGUGGAUUUGUGGUCGGCAGAUAGAAAUCCAGUUUGCACAGGGGGACCGCAAGACACCAAACCAAAUGAAAGCCAAGGAAGGGAGAAACCUGUACAGUUCCUCUCGUUACGAUGACUAUGACAGAUACAGGCGCUCUCGGAGUCGCAGCUAUGAGCGCAGACGGUCGAGGAGUCGCUCCUUUGAUUACAGCUAUAGAAGAUCCUAUAGUCCCAGAAACAGUAGACCUACUGGAAGACCUCGUCGUAGCAGAAGCCAUUCGGACAAUGAUAGGUUCAAACACCGCAAUCGAUCUUUUUCAAGAUCUAAGUCCAAUUCAAGAUCACGAUCCAAGUCACAGCCCAAGAAAGAAAUGAAGGCUAAAUCACGGUCUAGGUCUGCAUCUCACACCAAAUCUAGAGGCACCUCUAAAACAGAUUCUAAAACACACUAUAAGUCCAGCUCAAGAUAUGAGAAGGAGUCGAGAAAAAAAGAACCAGCUAGAUCCAAAUCACAGUCAAGAUCACAUUCUAGAUCUAGGUCAAAAUCCAGAUCGAGGUCUUGGACUAGUCCCAAGUCCAGUGGCCACUAACAGUGUGUCCAUGUUGCUUUAGGCAUGUAAGAUUCAUUUACACACAGUUCAGUUUACUUAAAUUAUCAGGAAUAUGAUGUUGCAACAGUGCUAAAAAAUAUUUUCUUUGUCAGUUUUCCCUGUAGCCGACAAUGGUUGAAAUUAAAACAGUGUUGAGAAGCCACAGAGAGAGAGAGGGAGAGAGAUUGUCCACUUGGUUAAAUGUCAUGGGCAGCUACUGAUUUGGUUGUGGUGUCUCUAUGUAUAUUUUUGUAAAGAUUUGCAUUUUUAAUGCUUAGAUAUUUGGUGAUGACUUGAUUGAUCGUAACUUGCAACAUUGUCCUUUUACAAAUGUCACACCCACAGAGAAAUCGCUACCAGUUUGUGCUGGGCAGUUGAACCAGCUGUUGAACUGGUUCUUCAACUCUAUAAACUUUGUGAGGAGAAAAGGAAAACUGGACAGCUGUAGUGCAACACUGGCUGCUGGGAAACCAGCCCGGCAGUUUGUUUCCAUGGCUCCAGGGCAGGUUUCCGUGUUCUCCGUGCCCACCAGCAGCAGCAGGUUGGCAGGUGGAGCUGGAGGGAGAUUUGGGAGAUUUCUCUUCAGCCUGCUGUCUGGAGGGAUGGUACUAACCUUGCAUGUACGACAUGGGCAGAGAGCUGCUCCUGGAGCUCGCUCAGAGCCCGUGCAGUGCUGUGACCCCUCGGGAUGGAGGCUUCACUGCCUCUGCCCUGGCUGCUGGUGCUGAAAGUGAGGGAAAAACCCACCUUGAAACGGAAAAUCUAAAUUCAGAUUUCAGCAAACGGCAGAGCAACUAAAUAUUAGGUUGUGUGUACAUUUUAUGCAGUUUUUUGUAUCUAUUCUCAAUUUUAGCAGUUAACCAUAAAGUUGCUUAGUUUUCCUGCUGUUAGAUACAAGUAGAUCGUUUCGAGUUGUGUGUGUACAGUAUAUAAGAACUAAACUUUUAUGCCAAUGACUCCUGUGGUUAGUUGGUGUAUUCAUAGGUAUCAACCUGUAGCCAUCUCCCUGGGUUACCAGGCUUGCUUGCUUUUUACACAGCAAAAAAAGCAGUUGGUCAAGCAAGUCUGACUCACUCCUUCCUCAGAACGGAUAGUGGUUUGGUUAAAAGAUUUCAUUUUCCUUCAGAACAAAUGUUUGAAGUUGGAUACGAACAAGAGCUGCAUCUCUAGUUAUGUAGUUUAUCACUAAUAGAGUCUAUUUAGAAAAUUGAACGUGGGAAAUAACAAACCCAGUGUGUAAUCUUACCAGUAUUUCUCUAGAAGGCAAGAUCCUUUGUCAUGGAAAUGGCUUUUGGCAUUGGUUUUAUUUUUCUCUUUACCUUCAAAAGCCACCAUCAAACACUGAAACCUUGCUGUCUGAUGUCUGUAGCAUACAAAGACAUUGAUUUCCAAAAGUUCCUUUUUAGAGAAAUGUUUGAGGGUUUGGCUUUAGAGUUUCAGCAGGGCCUUUAAAGAAGCGCAGAUGGCUUUGGGAUCUCGUCAGCGGAACGUGCUUAGGGGUUGAUCCUAGAACCUUUGUACAUUUAAUAGUAUUUCUAACUUUUUCUUUACUGUUUGCAGUUAAUGUUCAUGUUCUGCUAUGCAAUCAUUUAUAUGCACGUUCCUUUAAUUUUGUAGACUUUCCUGGAUGUAUAGUUUAAAAACAGCAAAAAGUCUAUUUAAAACUGUAGCAGUAGCGUGCAGCUCUAGCAGAGGAAAGUUGUGGGAUUAAACUUUGUAUUUCCUUUCUUAUAGAGGCUUCUAAAAAGGUAUUUUUAUAUGUUCUUUUUAACAAAUAUUGUGUACUACCUUUAAAACAUCGAUGUUUUGAUCAAAAUAACGAAAGACCCAGCUUAUUUUCUGCUUGCUGUAAAUUUAGCAAACAUGCUGUAAUAAAAAAAUGAAGGAAA
Molecule: messenger RNA, 3065 nt
Organism: Motacilla alba alba
Lineage: Eukaryota; Metazoa; Chordata; Aves; Passeriformes; Motacillidae
Gene: SRSF10
Product: serine and arginine rich splicing factor 10
Exons: 6
Coding region: 469-1176 (235 amino acids)
Molecular function (GO): RNA binding
Source: RefSeq, a predicted model, not a curated record